Messenger RNA from Strongylocentrotus purpuratus (purple sea urchin), 3276 nucleotides. Its product is annotated as outer dense fiber protein 3. The transcript has 4 exons. The record is from RefSeq and is a predicted model, not a curated record. NCBI's taxonomy places the organism in Eukaryota, Metazoa, Echinodermata, Echinoidea, Camarodonta, Strongylocentrotidae. Bases 226 to 981 code for a protein of 251 amino acids. Gene Ontology annotation, cellular component: cytoskeleton.
GUCCCAGUUCAUUUAGUACAGUAACAGCGGCUUAGCAGGCAGGCAUUUUUAUCGCGCGCAGUGCUCUUCUUCCUACAGUAGCAGUUGGUUUUUAACGACUUAAAUCAUUACAUUUGAGAAGGAUACAAAUUGAUAAAGGAGCUUUCCGUAGGAUAUAUAACCAGGAAAUAUAUAUUUAUAUCUGAAUUUCUGAGAUAUCAGAGGAACUAAGAGCAAGAAGCAACCAUGAAUUCCAGCAACUACACACCCACCAUACCUCGAGCACCCAUCGCGGCACACUUCACCGGGCCAGGUCCCAAUGUGAUGCUUCCAAGCUGCCUUGGAAAUGGAACAGCCAUCAACAAGAGGGAGAUGCCACAGUUCUCCUUCGGUGUCCGACACAAGUCUUACAGCACAGACUACAGCCCGGGACCGUGUCACAACUUCCCCGCUGGAGUGACCAGGAAGGGAAACGACGGCACACCAAAGUAUUCUCUGUACGCCCGCUCUAAGGAACUGACCGCCUUCAAGACACCAGGUCCAGGAUCAUACUCCCCUGAGAAGGCUGGACGUAGCGCCCACCUUCAUGCUCCUGAACACACCUUUGGCUCAAGAACAAAAGGAAUCACCUUCGACAAGUCACCAGCUCCCAACAACUACAGCCUACCCAGCAUCCUUGGUGGACGCUCGUGCGUGAAGCCCAGCAAACCCGUCUACUCCAUGCGAGGGCGCAACAAGAUGGGUGGCUUCGACGAGGACCUCCAGAAGACCCCAGGACCAGGAUCAUACGACGUCGUCGACCCAGCCAUCUACAAGAAUAAAUCCCCCAUGUACUCAAUAACCGGACGCAACCAGCUUCCCUGCGACAGCACACGCAAACCAGGACCAGGUCAGCACAGUCCGGAGAAGGUCACGGUCAACAAGAGGAUGGCUCCUAAGUUCUCGUUUGGUGUACCUCAUUCGCAAUACACCACACCCCUCAUCAUUCAAUCAGAUUAUUAAACCAUUCAACAGCAGCAGCACCUAUCUUUAUUUGAUAAGGAUUUACAUUGUCGCAAAGAGCGUAUGCAGCAGAGUGUAUCUUGGAUUUUUCUGCCACUCGGUAUCAAAAUAAGUGUCCACUAAAACAAGAAAGAGACGUUAGUUACAACAGUAGCGACUUCAGCAACAACAUUGUUAAGAUUGUGGCAGCCAAAUGGACAAUGACCUGUGAGAAACUCCAAAAAAAGCCCUGGAGAGUUUCCUGAAUUAUUGCCAAGAUUAAUCCUGCUGCGCUGAUAUAGUACAGUGGCUCAGUGUACUGCUAAGACAAUAGAACAAUCGUCAUGCCGACAAGCAAGAUAAACAUCGUAUUUAUAAGUUUUAUCAUGGAGAAUUUGAGUGCAAAAACGUCUGUAAUUGUUAUUAUUCUGCAACCGUCCAUUAUGUACUUAUGUGGUUAAUUCAACAAAUAUGCAAAAUGAAAUUAUAGUAUUAAAGGCUUCAUCUGUGUAUUGAAGCAUUGAUAUGAGUUAACGCAUGAGGUGUCUAUCUUUUUUUAAAUUAUCCGUUUAGAAGAGACAUAAAGCCACUGGUGAUAGGUCAAACUCUAAUUUGUAAAUAUCAACAACGAAACAAGUUUAUUGUACAUGUGUGAUUGUAUUCUAUGUAUUUGCAUCCAAUCAUGCUUUAAAGCACUUUAUCAAAUGUAUUCAACUAUUCGUAGAGCAGGACUCGCCAACCUUCUUCCUAAAUGAACUUUGACCUUGCUAUUUUCCGAGCCACUCACAUACGGUGCCUGAUGAAUGUGCGUUUCACAGUUUAUACAACUAUUGCUCAGUUAGUAUUUAUCAACUUUUGCUUCCAGUCGCGUCAACAUCAAGUUGAUAAUCAUGUUUUUAUUUUGGUGGUUACAAUAAUGUACAAUUGCUUUACAAAAUGCAACCAAGGGGGUCAGGGAAACAUGACCUAGACCAACCCCGAAGAAACAAGCAUGCACCACCAACGGUCAGCACAGAAUUGUGCCUUGAGAGUGAAUUGGCCACCAACAUGACACAUCUUAUACUCUCAAGUCAAGAUAAUUGUCAUGUAUCUUACUAUACAACAUUAUGCAACUGUAGAUUGGGUAAUAACCUGUUUGAGUUGUGCAUCAAUAGGAUUUUUCUUUUUUUUCCCAGAAAACAGGAUUAUGACUACAAUUGUUCAUUUUUACCAAUUCGUUCUGCCUUUCAUGCUAGACUUGACGAGGUGCUAUGCAAGCUGUAUUUCCGCUAAAUCACAUUUUUACAUAUGGCGUAUACACUGUAUGUACGAUAGAUUUUUUACUAUAUAGCUUUUGUGGUGAUGUUCUGAUCAUAUUUAUCAAGUCUCACUUUGAACUUGUUUGGAACACAGUACCCGCCAAAUGAUUUAGACAUACACUGUAUUCUUGUAUAUGUACAUUUCAAAGCAGUUUCUAGUGUAUCCAUGCAAGAAAAGUUUGAUGUUUUUCUCAUAGUUUGUGACGAGAAACUGAACGUUCAUCAUUCCACGACCUGCACUCACGAAGGGAUUGCAGAUGUGUGUAUAUUAUCAUACUAGAUCAUUCCAAUAUCUUCACUAUUUGUGGCUUUUGGGUAGAAUUAAAGUCGCGGAAAGAAACUAGUUCAACUAUCAAUUCUAUUUUGAAUGCACAUAGCUGAUCAUGUAAGCUAACCAAAUGCAAAGUAAUUGUCAGAGCAGCUUCACUAUUUUCAAACAGAUGUUUGUUAAAGAAGUGACAUCGAGGGGACUGGGGGUCAAUGAAAUAAUGCAUGAUUUUCUCUUUGGAAGAGUUAUUACUUAAUAUCAUGGAGAUCAUGUUUUGAAUGAGCUUGCCUUUCGAUAAAAAAGUAUAAAAAUAUACUUUGCUGUAAAAAAUAGAAUGUAUGUGUGUGUUUGUGUGCUAUCUAUAUACUGUGUAGCCCUCAUAUGAUUGCACAUUGUUUUGUCAAAUUUCUCGAAAUUCCGAAGUGAAAGCUUUUUUUUUUCAGUGAUUUUCCAGCUGGUUUUGGAAAAGGUUCCUUAACUGAAAGAAAUUCCACUCAUCCGAACAGUAUGUAACAUGAAGUAUUACAAUCUCACUUCUGACUUAACACUAUGCACUGAGAGAAAAUUUGUAUUAAUUUGCAACCUUUCUAAUCAUGUCUCUUCAAAUUAUUAAUUUUUUAUUUGUUUUUCAAAUGAAAAUCUUAAAUAAUGCAUUGUAUAUAUAUAUAAUCUUGCUUUGAUGCCUUCUAGUUUAUGUUAUUACGUGAUAAAUAUACAGGUAUGAACAUUAAAAUUCAAAAAAUAUUUAAA